Camarhynchus parvulus is the source of this 391-nucleotide messenger RNA. RefSeq names its product bone gamma-carboxyglutamate protein (gene BGLAP). Gene Ontology annotation, molecular function: hydroxyapatite binding; structural constituent of bone; calcium ion binding. The transcript has 4 exons. Bases 12 to 317 code for a protein of 101 amino acids. Gene Ontology annotation, biological process: regulation of bone mineralization; regulation of cellular response to insulin stimulus; response to vitamin K. Gene Ontology annotation, cellular component: extracellular region. The record is from RefSeq and is a predicted model, not a curated record. Lineage: Eukaryota; Metazoa; Chordata; Aves; Passeriformes; Thraupidae.
AGGGAGGCACCAUGAAGUCCCUGCUCCUGCUGACCCUCCUGGCCCUGCUCACCCUCGGCCUCUGCCGCAGAGCUGCCCAUGGCUCUGCCAGCACCAAGGACUCGCCCAGCUCCGAAGCCUUUGUGUCCAGACGCGCCAGCGCCGAGCUGGUGCCGAGGCAGAAGCGCAACGCCGGCUAUGGCAGCAGCGGCCCCGGAGCCCCCCCGGACCCGCUGGAGGCCAAGCGCGAGGUGUGCGAGCUCAACCCCGACUGCGACGAGCUGGCGGAUCAGAUCGGGCUGCAGGAAGCGUACCGGCGCUACUACGGGCUGGUGUGACCCCAGCCGUGCCUGGGGAGGGGGCUGAGCUCCAGAAACCUCCCCCGUCAGCCCCCCAGCCCUACACUGCACCC